Molecule: messenger RNA, 916 nt
Organism: Mercurialis annua (annual mercury)
Lineage: Eukaryota; Viridiplantae; Streptophyta; Magnoliopsida; Malpighiales; Euphorbiaceae
Product: B3 domain-containing transcription factor VRN1-like
Exons: 3
Coding region: 43-849 (268 amino acids)
Molecular function (GO): DNA binding
Source: RefSeq, a predicted model, not a curated record
UGAUGAACAUAUUUUUUAACUCCAUUGAAGAGCUUUUCAACAAUGGCAAGCACACCUCGUUUCUUCAAGAUAAUACUUGAUCGGACCAUUCGUGACGAAAAACUUGGUAUUCCAAAGAAAUUUGUUAGAUUAUAUGGUAAGCAUUUGUCAAGUCAUGUAGUACUCCUUAAGGUAUGCAAUGGUGAAUCUUGGAAAAUAGAGUUGAACAAAUGCGACGACGAGAUUUGGCUGCAAAACGGUUGGCAAGAAUUUGCGGAUCGCUACGGGUUAGCACACGGGCACUUGUUAGUUUUUGAGUUCCAUCGAAAGAUUACUUCUCAAUAUUUUAAUGUGCUAAUAUUUGAUAAAUCUGCUACUGAAAUUGACUAUCCAUUCAUCCAAAUUGUCAAUCUUGAUAAUGAAACUGAUCUUGAAGAAGAAUUUCAAGAACCAACCGAAAUUAUUGUAAGAAAACAAAGAUUAUACGCUAAGGAAAAGCGCGGAGCGCUGAAAAAAGCAAGUGAAACGUUCAAAUCCAAACAUCCAUUUUUUAUGAGUGUAAUGCAACCAUCAUAUGUGCAUUCUGAAGAUAAAAUUACUAUACCGGCGAGCUUUGCUAGGAAAAAUUUUAACAAGAAGAAUGGAAAUGCAAUCUUGAGAAUUAUGGAUGGAAAAAGGUGGCCUGUCAAACUUUAUAUACCAAAUUUUGGAAGCAAUAGAAAAGCAACUGCAAAAAUAUGUCAGGGUUGGAGGGUUUUUGGUGAAGAUAAUCAAUUGGAAGUUGGUGAUGUUUGUGCAUUUGAGCUUAUUAAAGGAGCUGAAAUUACAUUUUUAGUUUCUUUUUUCAAGAAUUGUGAACAUUGUUCAUAAUUUACUUUCUUGUGUAGAGGCAAUGGUGUAAUGGAUGGUUUCGAAAAAUUAAACUUGAUUGCAGUAA